Messenger RNA from Rosa chinensis, 1751 nucleotides. Its product is annotated as metal tolerance protein 4. The record is from RefSeq and is a predicted model, not a curated record. NCBI's taxonomy places the organism in Eukaryota, Viridiplantae, Streptophyta, Magnoliopsida, Rosales, Rosaceae. Gene Ontology annotation, biological process: monoatomic cation transport; transmembrane transport. Bases 266 to 1483 code for a protein of 405 amino acids. Gene Ontology annotation, molecular function: manganese ion transmembrane transporter activity. The transcript has 7 exons. Gene Ontology annotation, cellular component: membrane.
UAGAAAAGGAAAAGACAUUGGAAAAUGGAGCACAACAGUAAAUGAGUACCGACAAGUAUAGAAAGGUCCUCUUCACGUGUCGUUUCCUUGUAUUUUCUCAUCCGGACAGAGCAGGGAAGAUGGUGGGCUAUAUUUGGUGCCUAAUUUAAUUAGUUUACAGUUGCAGUUGCAACACCUCUGUCCUCAAGAUUUGCUACUUCUUAGAGACACAGAUUUUGGAGUACGUCGUGUGUCAAACACAUUUCUUGUUUUUGGGUGGUCUGAAAUGGAGGACAAGUCGGAUUCGGGUGUGAAGGCGUCGCUGUUGGGCAGCGGUGGACGUAGUCGGCGACUGAGUCGGAGAAACUCGUACAACACCCUCGUUUACGACUUCGUUUCGAGGCUGCCACCGAAAGUCCGAGCUGGUCUUGACCCCGAGUCGCCGGAAGUGAUCGACUGCUCACGUGCCUCGGGAUUAAGCGAAGGAGAGAAGGACUACUAUGAAAAACAAUUUGCAACCCUUAAAUCCUUUGAGGAAGUUGACACUGUAGUCGCCGCUGAGUCCAUUGAUGCGGAAAAUGAGGAAAAUCUUGCAGAACAAGCACAACAUGAAAGAGCAAUGAAGAUUUCCAAUUAUGCAAAUAUAAUUCUCUUGGCACUUAAGAUUUAUGCUACUGUAAAAAGCGGGUCCAUAGCCAUUGCUGCUUCAACACUAGAUUCUUUACUAGAUCUCAUGGCGGGUGGCAUACUCUGGUUCACUCACCUGGCAAUGAAGAACGUUAAUAUCUACCACUAUCCUAUUGGAAAAUUGAGGGUGCAGCCUGUUGGCAUAAUCAUCUUUGCUGCUGUCAUGGCUACACUUGGGUUUCAGGUAUUGAUCCAGGCCGUAGAACAAUUAAUUACAGCUGAUCCCACUGAAAGUCUGACCUCAGAUCAAUUGGCAUGGUUGUAUGGAAUCAUGUUGUUUGCUACUGUGGUAAAACUUGCACUGUGGCUCUAUUGCAGAACCUCAGGAAAUAAGAUUGUCCGUGCCUAUGCAGAGGAUCACUAUUUUGAUGUGGUCACUAAUGUAGUGGGAUUAGUUGCUGCUGUGCUUGCUGAUAAGUAUUACUGGUGGAUUGAUCCUACUGGUGCUAUUAUCCUUGCUCUGUAUACGAUCAUAAAUUGGUCCAAAACUGUCAUGGAAAAUGCAGUUUCGCUGGUGGGACAGUCAGCCCCUCCUGAAUUCCUACAAAUGUUGACAUAUGUUGUCAUAAGGCACCCUCAAGUGAAGCGUGUUGACACAGUUCGUGCUUACACAUUUGGUGUUCUUUAUUUUGUGGAGGUUGACAUUGAACUCCCAGAAGAAUUACCCUUGAAAGAAGCACAUGCCAUUGGAGAGUCCCUCCAGAUAAAUCUUGAGAAGAUUCCAGAAGUUGAGCGAGCAUUUGUUCAUCUUGACUUUGAAUGCGACCACAAACCAGAGCACAAUAUACUCGUCAAGCUUCCAAGCAGUCAGCCCUGAUUCAGUGAUAUCUGUCAAUUUCAGAGUCAGUCAGGUACUCGAUCGGGCUACUUGUUGGGUAGGUUUGUAUUGCAUAUGUAUGCAUUAGUCUAUUUUCAUUUUUGUGGGUUAAUAAGGAAAGAAACUGGCACCGUGUGCCCUUUACAUGUUGUCUUUUAGAAAUUGUUGUGGCCAGAUUUUAGUGUGAUAAGCGAGAGAAGAGAUGAAAAUCAGUUCAAAUGACAUAUUGUACGAAGUAGGUUUUGGGACUUAGCCCUGUUUGUACCCA